AUGGAGAGCAGACUUCAACGCGCUGUCUGCAUGCUGAGCAACACCACGACCAUCGCUGAAGCCUGGGCGAGGCUCGACCACAAGUUCGACCUGAUGUACGCGAAGCGCGCCUUCGUGCAUUGGUACGUCGGGGAGAGCAUGGAGGAGGGAGAGUUCUCCGAGGCGAGAGAAGAUCUGGCGGCGCUAGAGAAAGACUACGAGGAGGUGGGCGUCGACUCGGCCGACGUCGGCGACGAGGAGGAAGAGUACUAGCUCCUCUCGUGUGUUCCGCGGUGUUCGCAAACAUUGACGUGAUUGCAAGCGCGCGAACCGUACGCUCUCUGUCGUCGUUCCUUCGCUCUUGUACAAACAUGAUUAUACAGCUAGUCCUCUUUACACUACGCAAAUUAAAAUGACGACGAAGAGAAA
Priapulus caudatus is the source of this 408-nucleotide messenger RNA. Its product is annotated as tubulin alpha chain-like. Lineage: Eukaryota; Metazoa; Priapulida; Priapulimorpha; Priapulimorphida; Priapulidae. The transcript is spliced from 2 exons. Gene Ontology annotation, biological process: microtubule cytoskeleton organization; mitotic cell cycle. The coding region runs from base 1 to 252 and encodes 83 amino acids. The record is from RefSeq and is a predicted model, not a curated record. Gene Ontology annotation, molecular function: structural constituent of cytoskeleton; GTP binding. Gene Ontology annotation, cellular component: microtubule; cytoplasm.